This is a messenger RNA of Exaiptasia diaphana, 2119 nucleotides long. RefSeq names its product acid-sensing ion channel 2. The record is from RefSeq and is a predicted model, not a curated record. The transcript has 7 exons. Lineage: Eukaryota; Metazoa; Cnidaria; Anthozoa; Actiniaria; Aiptasiidae. The coding region runs from base 374 to 1924 and encodes 516 amino acids. Gene Ontology annotation, cellular component: membrane. Gene Ontology annotation, molecular function: ligand-gated sodium channel activity. Gene Ontology annotation, biological process: sodium ion transmembrane transport.
UUACUCGUCAGUAACUACAACGAGAGUCAGCAAGCAGGGAACCAAAACUGCUUUUAAUCGAAAAGAACUAAAAAAUAUGUACAAAGUACCAAAAUUGAUUUUUUAAAUUAAUUACAUCUAACCCAUGGUGUGAUUCAAAAAAUUAGAUACUUUUGAGGCGGUUGGACCUGCCGAGCCACAGGAAUGCCAUAAAGCGAGAGCGCAGUCGAGAUUGGUCCGUAAUAUAACAAAACAUYUMAAUAGGAAGAUUGGACUCUGCAAGAGUCACUGGAGGGAGCGUUUCAUAAUUAUAUUUUGAUCAAGGAUAAUGAAAAUACACAACACUUUUAUGGAAUAGAAUCAGCUUGGAGUAUUUAUUGCACAUUUSAGCAAUAUGUCUAGUGCGGAGAGGGAGGACUCAAGAAAACCAAGCUCAAAGAGUUAUCUUCAAGAUUUCUCUGGGUACUCAACCUUGCAUGGAUCAUACUUUGUCCUSGGAUCUGGUGGAAUAAUUCGUCGAGUUGUUUGGAUGGUUUUAGUGUUAGCUGGCGUAGGUAUUUGUACAAGUCAGUUGGUUGUGAGCUUUCGGCGGCUAAGAGCUUAUGAACAUAUCGUUAGCAAGGACAUUAUUCCUGAAAGCAAGCUGACUUUUCCCGCCGUCACCAUAUGUAACAUAAAUAUGAUGAAGAGGUCUCGCAUAAACGGUACAGAAGCGCAGGUCUUCAUUGAUAAGCUGAACCCGCUCAAAACUUCCAAAGAGCUUUCCAAAAAACAAUUGAAAGAUAGUUUUGAUAUUUCAAAAGCUGUCAAAGAGCACGGAUACAAAGUUAAAGAUUUGGUGAGAGUCUGUGUUUGGGACGGGCAGGAUGGAAACUCAUGCAGCCCCAUUCAUGACUUUACCACUAGAUUUUCGUAUCUUUACGGUCAAUGUCAUACAUUCAAUUCAGGACAAGACGGRCACCCUCUUCUGUCAUCCACUUCUAGCGAACGAGCCAAUGGUCUGUUACUACUGAUAGAGGUCAAAAAAGACGAGUAUUAUGGGUUAACAAGCUAUUUUAACAGUGGUAUUAGGGUAGUAGUUCACGAUCAAAACGAACAGCCAAACAUAGAGCGUGAUGGGAUUGAUAUCAAGACACGUUCAAUGACAACCAUCAAAAUACAGCGUCAUGAGUAUAACAGCCUCAAAUAUCCCUACCAAUCAAAAUGCGGCAGCAAAAAGCUAGAGACGUCCAAGGUAUACACUCGUAGCACAUGCAUACUGGAAUGCAGCACACGAAAAAUUAUCAAAAAGUGUGGCUGUAAACUGAUGGGCAUGGCGAACCUUACAGAAUUUAGCCAAAUAAAAUAUUGCAACCCAGAGGAAAUGAUUUCAUGUCAAGUCUACAUGCCGAAAACAGAUGUAGAGUCGAAACUGCUCAACGUAUUGUCAACACUGACGUUUGGUUAUCGCCUGCCCAACAAUCCUCAAGAAUGUGGCUGCCCUCGUCCAUGUAAAGAAAUAAAAUACUCCACGCGAGUAAACGACGCCGACUUUCUUACCAGUGACGUGUUUCUCGAGGAUGCAGUAGAUUCCACACAAAACGAAAAAAUGAAUAGAAACUAUAUGAAAAAAUAUUUCGACAAGAUAAGGCAAAAUUUGCUUCAUUUAAGUGUUUACUACGAGGACCUAAACACAUACGUUACGAACGAAAGACCAUCUUAUGACAUCAACCUGUUUGGCGCGGAUGUUGGUGGCUAUCUGGGUCUGUUCUUGGGAUGUAGUAUUCUUACUGUUUUUGAGUUCAUCGAUCUUGCUUUCGUUUGUUGUCUUGGAAGGCCGCGACAGGACAAGAAGAAACAGGAAAACCAAACCGCAAAAGAAAAUGGCACAUCUGCAAACAACAACCAGGGAGCAUACGAUGAAGAAAUUAGAACUGGUUUAUUUGAAACACACAAUGCUGAUUAAGCGAUUGAUGACACGAAAUCCUGCAGAGCGUUCCUGGAUCCUGGAAUCGAAGCUUUUUGAUUUCCGUUUCCAUGAAAUAUUUCGAAAGGAUUCUUAAUUCCACCAUAUCUAAUUCAAAAUGCAAAACAUCUUACUACCUUUAUUAUUAUCAUGAUAUCAUUGUUAUGGCAAUAAACUAUAAGCUUUUACGUCAUC